AUGGCUGCUUUAACUCUUGUUCCAGCUAGUGGGAUCUUGAUUACUGCAGAAUUAGCGAGACGUCGUCAUUUCGAACGAAGAUUGGAUUCCAACACCAAAAUCAGGGCACUGAACGAUGAAAAAAGUGGAGAUACAGAAACCCAAUUGGGGAAAACAGAAGAUAAAGAAACCCAAUUGGGGAAAACAGAAGAUAAUCAGAGAAUUAAAAGGUUUUCGUUACGAUUGAGCGAAAGAUUGAGAAAGUUGAAGAGUAUAUCUAUUGGGCCUGCGUUAAACGGCCUCGAAACGUUUCUGCGUAAGAAUAUGAAAACAAUGGCGGUCUGUACCUCAAUCUCUGUUGCAUUGGGGCUGUGCUGCUUCUUUCUGAAAUUGAAGGCAAUGCCAUCCUCUAAACAAGUUCCGUACUCGAACUUGAUAAAGAGCCUAGAAAGUGGUGAGGUAGAAGGGGUCCAAUUCGAGGAGGGAUCGCCGAUUAUAUAUUUCAACACAGAAGAAAGGAUUGUUGAGAAUGAAAACCACCAAUCAAUGGGCGGUGUGGUUUUGAGAAUGUUGACAAGGACCAAUGCUUCGAACCCCGAGUGGCAGUAUUCAACUAGAAUCAUAGAAAAUGAUGAGCGCGUUCUUUUAAGUUACAUCAAAGAAAAGGGAAUUACAUAUAGCUCUGCCCCUCAACCAGUGCUUAUAUCAAUCAGGAGUGGCUUGACUACUAUUUUACUUCAAAUGCUUCACAUGGCUCCUUAUUUGUGGAUCUGUUAUCUUCAACUUAAUACUGGUAAGAGCUCGGCUACAAAGCGGCGCCCUAGCAAGCAGACGGUUAGAUUUGAUGAUGUGCAGGGCGUUGAUAAUGCAAAGGCAGAGCUUUUGGAGAUGGUUUCAUGCCUGCAAGGAGCUAUUAACUAUGAAAAACUGGGAGCAAGGUUACCAAAAGGUGUGCUGCUGUCGGGUCCUCCAGGAACAGGAAAAACAUUACUAGCCCGUGCAGUGGCUGGAGAAGCAGGAGUACCAUUUUACUCUACUUCUGCCAGUGAAUUUACAGAGAUUUUCGUUGGAACAGGAGCAGCUCGUGUUAGAGAUAUUUUUAAAGAAGCAAGGAAUAAUGCACCAUCAAUCAUUUUUAUUGAUGAGAUUGAUUCUGUUGGAGGAAAGCGCGAGACAAAUUUCUUCAAUAACGAACAUGAACAUACAUUAAACCAAUUGUUGUCAGAAAUGGAUGGCUUUAACUCGGACACGAAGGUGAUUGUUAUUGCUGCAACUAAUAGGCCAGAAGCAUUGGAUGCAGCUCUAUGUCGCCCUGGCCGCCUCUCAAGGAAAGUACAUGUGGGAGAACCAGAUGAAGUUGGAAGGAGAAAAAUUUUAGCUGUUCAUUUGAGAGAAGUUCCUCUUGAGGAGGACACUGGCCUCAUCUGCAACCGGGUUGCAUCUGUUACCCAAGGCUUUGUAGGUGCUGCUCUUGCAAACGUCACCAAUGAAGCCGCUUUACUUGCUGCUCGUAGAGGCAGCGAAUGUGUGUCAAUGGAAGAUAUAAUGGAAGCAAUAAAAAGAGAAAAGUUUGGGAUCAAAGAUAGUCAAUCAAGUCCUAGUACAAUUAGCAAAGAGCUCGGGAAACUGUUACCAUGGAUGCCGUCUCUAAAGGGGUGGUGGAGUGACACUAGACGGGAUGGAAUGCAAGGGCUCGUGGAAUAUCAAACUCUUCACUGAUUAGUAUGUUCUACUUGUCAGUACUGUUAAAGGAUACAAGUCAAAUUCUUGUUGAGAAUUAUUCGGAACAGUACUCACAAGGACCUAGAGAAUUGCAAUGGAUGCCUGAGCUUGUCUUGCAAGGGCCUUUCAACUUGCAUAAUGUUUGGACCAUGUUUGGUAAUGGAAAGGAGCUGGCAUGCUAAAGGAGAACCAAAAUGUGUUUAGGAAUAAAAAUUAUGGUAAAGUAGGAGCUAGGGGGAAAUUUCAAUUGAAACUCCAUAAAAUGCUUAUUCAAUUCCUUAUUUGCCUUCCCUUAUUCAAUUUAUGACCAUUUUGGUGUUUGAUGGUAAACUAGCAACUAAUUUCUGGUGUCAUAAAAUGCUUUGAAAUAGACAUCUACUGAACAGAGUUUCAAUGAAUUUUGGGCAAAGCGGAAAAACACCCUCAAUUUUUAAAUUUUGGAUAAAUAAUUUUUUUUUGGGUAUGUAAGUGCGUUAAGUUUGAGAAAAAAUUAUCACAGAAAUGUUUGAUGUCACUGUUUCGUUACAAAUUUAGUCAUGUGUGUACAUAACAUUUUUUAAGAUAUAAAAUUACAAAAAUACCCUUUUCUCUUUCAAUAAUGCCCUUAUAUAUAAGAAGGAAAAAAAAAAAAAAAAAAAAAAAAGGGACACUUUUUUCAUUUUACAUUUAAUUAUUAUUUUUUUAUCCUUUUUUAUUUAGUUAUAGAGAGACACUUUAGUUCUUUCAGCAUAUAAACCCUAAUUUGCUCAAAAAUUAAA
Messenger RNA from Cornus florida, 2459 nucleotides. Its product is annotated as probable inactive ATP-dependent zinc metalloprotease FTSHI 3, chloroplastic. The record is from RefSeq and is a predicted model, not a curated record. The coding region runs from base 1 to 1698 and encodes 565 amino acids. Gene Ontology annotation, molecular function: ATP-dependent peptidase activity; ATP binding; ATP hydrolysis activity. Gene Ontology annotation, cellular component: chloroplast thylakoid. The transcript is spliced from 5 exons. Gene Ontology annotation, biological process: proteolysis. NCBI's taxonomy places the organism in Eukaryota, Viridiplantae, Streptophyta, Magnoliopsida, Cornales, Cornaceae.